AUGGAUAGCUUGGAAAAUGUGGAAGAUUUAACUCUUUUGUGGGAUUUUGAUCAGAGCAAUGAUGAUCUAAAGAUGCAACUCUACCGUGUGACAAACGAACUAGCAAUAGCAAAAGAACAAAGAUUUCAACAAACACAAAUUAACAAUGAGAACAUCAAAAAAUUGAUUUAUCUUUUGGAGAUUGCUUAUAAGGAAAGAGAUGAAGCAAAAGACCAAUUACGCAGACAAAUGAUGAAGCUUAAGCCUCAUACUAUAAUGACAACAACCCACCCGAAUAAACAAGAACAACCCAAUAUAAGCUCUAUUAUGGGUCAAGUCAUAACGGAUCCGAAUACCUCUAACCCAUCAAUCACUCUACCAACCCAACAACAACAACAAUCUGGUAUGUAUAACAGUUGGAACCUUAGCCCGAAUGUCAAUACGGGUAUAACUAACUAUUCAAACCCGACUACUCCAUCAUCCAUCAUGGAUUAUCCAAAUACUUCUAACCCGUCAAUCACUCUUCCAACCCAACAACAACAACACCAAUAUGCUAUGUAUAACAGUUUGAACCUUAGCCCGAAUGGCAAUACGGGUAUAACUAACCAUUCAAACCCGACUACACCAUCAUCCAUCAUGGAUUUUCCGAAUACUUCUAACCCAACAACAAUCACUCUACAACAACAACAACAUGUUAGGCAUAACAAUUACCUUAGCCCGAAAGUCAAUACGGGCAUGACUAACCAUUCAAACCCGACUACACCAUCAUCCAUCAUGGAUUAUCCGAAUACCUCUAACCCGUCAAUCACUCCACCAACCCAACAACAACAACAAUCUGUUGUGCAUAACAGUUGGAACUUUAACCCGAAUGUCAAUACGGGCAUGACUAACUAUUCAAACCCGACUACACCAUCAUCGUCCAUGGACCCGUAUUUUUCCAUCGGAUCUUCACCCGAGUUCUACUACUCUGAAAACCUGAACUGUGCUAGCUCAAGUUACGAAUAUGACCCUAGUAAUACAAUAUUGGAGAAUUUAGCAAACGGGAGGCCCAGGCCCGAGAAAGGGAAACUUCUACAGGCUGUGAUGGAGGCGGGCCCGCUUCUUGAGUCACUUAUGGUGGCCGGACCCGUGCCUCAGUGGUCGAAUCCUUCGCCGCCACAAGUGGCGCGUACUCCGCAACUUCCUCCCUUGCCUAGUUCAAUGAGCAAGCGACCACGAUAUAGUGAGAUUUUUAAUUAG
Spinacia oleracea (spinach) is the source of this 1218-nucleotide messenger RNA. RefSeq lists its product as uncharacterized. The transcript has 2 exons. Lineage: Eukaryota; Viridiplantae; Streptophyta; Magnoliopsida; Caryophyllales; Amaranthaceae. The coding region runs from base 1 to 1218 and encodes 405 amino acids. The record is from RefSeq and is a predicted model, not a curated record.